UAAAGUUAUACUGUACACGUUGCCACCGAAGACAUGAAACAACAUGACCACACCGCACGAUUGAGGAGUUUCGUCCGCGAAACUGUUGUCCAAAAUAAGCCUACGACUCAGUCCAUCACUCGAGAUGCAGCAGCUCGCGGUGUCGGCUAAGCCCGUCGUCGUCCACGUCGGCCUGCACUGGACCUCGUUGGUCGUGAGUUGUCUAUUCACGUUGAAUCUCGUCGCCAUGCCUUUCUAUUUCUACCUCCACAUGCCCAUCUUCCCAGUCGAAGAAGAAGCAGUGCCAGGGGUCAACAGCACCCGUGCGUACGUUACUUCGAUGCAAGCACGAUACACCCCCCGCCUCGCCAAUCAAGUCUACGUCUCCGACGUCCACAGCGGCAUCAUUGCCCUUCGGACGGAUCUGUCAAGUGAAUUACUCGGUCUCUGCGACGACCACAAGGCUCUUCUGGGGUCUCGUAUCCAAGGCUCCGUCUUUUUUUCACCCUCGAUUCAGGCCAUGACCAUCGAGUUUGUGUGCGGAAAGAACCACACCAACGUGGAUGCGCUGUGGGGCCACUACUACUUUGGCGUGCACGUGGCCAAUUCAGUGCUGUGGUCCUCUCAACACGGCGACGUUUCUACUUUAUGCUACCUCUUCGACCCGUUCGUACAUUACUGGACGUGCAGCAUCCUCGAGUUUCUAAGUCGCGUGUUCCUGAGCGGGUAUAUUGCGCACCAAUGCUGGCGGUACUUUUACGACCCCGUAGCUCAGCUCUUUGGCGACUUACGCUCGAAUCCCCAAGGCAAAACCUGUCGCAAUGUGCAGCUCGUGAUCGGGGAGCCUACGAGUUUGGUCGUGUCCAAUGCAUGGAUUGUGCUGGCGUUCACGAUGGACAUCCUCCUGCAUCCUGGCACAUUGGGCUCGGCCACGCUGCGACUCAUUCAGCCGUUCGACGUUUGGGGGGGCGUCCUCGGUUCGUUGUAUUUUGGCCGCCUCGUUUGGGUGUCGUAUGCUGCAUUGUGGCUAUGGAACUACCUUUACAAGCACUCUGCCAGGCUUUCGCCCGUGAGCUGUACCGUGUGCGCGUGGACUACCACGGUUCUUGGCGUGGUACUGACCAAAAUCGAUUUCAUCUGGACACUGGCGCUGCAGCUGUUUAUGGCCAUGUUCAACGUGCACCAAGCCGUGGAGGCCAUCGACGUCACUUUUGGGACCAUCGUGUCAUGUGUCUUGUAUGGGCUCGUGCCAUUUGGCUUGGCGUGUGUCGAGGGAACGUACUGGCGGCUCUGCUGGGCGAAAAUCAACCCCACCCCGUUCAACGGUCGAGCGCACCGGCUGGCCCACGGCGACGUUAAACUGCGAUUCCUCACUUGGUUGUAUCGAGUUCACAACAAACAAGACGACGCCACCAAAUCGGAUCGGGGGUCGAUUUAUAAGCUGUUUGCUAUGGACGAACGCAGCCAACGCAAUGCAACCGUGAGCCAAAACAGCACCGAUUGCUACGUGCGCAGCUUGAGUGCGACGAUGCACCAGUUGGACGUGGCCAGAGUGAGCUUAGCGUCGCGCAUCAAGUGGCACAAGGACAUGUCGUUGACGUUUCAAUCGAACCUGAGUACGACGUCGGUGCUGGGGGAGUUGCACGUGUCGGAAGCCAGUGACAGCAGCACCUCCGGGCCUAGUGUGACCCUUGUAGGGGCUAAGAAUGCGUUGUGGGUGCAAUAAACCGUUGAUAGUCGUCUUUCAGUGUUGUCGAUUUAUGUUAAAAUAAAUACUGUUCUUUCUUGAUCUCAAUCUCGAUCCCAACUUGCGUCCUCAGCUGACGGCAGUAUGAUCUGUUGUG
This is a messenger RNA of Aphanomyces astaci, 1823 nucleotides long. RefSeq lists its product as hypothetical. Lineage: Eukaryota; Oomycota; Saprolegniomycetes; Saprolegniales; Verrucalvaceae. The transcript has 2 exons. Bases 125 to 1705 code for a protein of 526 amino acids. The record is from RefSeq and is a predicted model, not a curated record.